Plectropomus leopardus (leopard coralgrouper) is the source of this 3875-nucleotide messenger RNA. RefSeq names its product G protein-coupled receptor 171 (gene gpr171). Gene Ontology annotation, biological process: G protein-coupled receptor signaling pathway. Gene Ontology annotation, cellular component: membrane. Lineage: Eukaryota; Metazoa; Chordata; Actinopteri; Perciformes; Serranidae. The record is from RefSeq and is a predicted model, not a curated record. Gene Ontology annotation, molecular function: G protein-coupled purinergic nucleotide receptor activity.
GACUGGCCCCUGACCUCAUGUCAUUUUGUGAAAGUGGCCCCCAAACGAAGCAGGUUGAGUGUCUGCUUUGAAGGUUUAAAUCGUCUUUCCUCUCCACAGGCCUCUUCCUGUUUCAAACCUGACGAUCUGAGCUCGAGACGUGUGAACCGCAAUCACAGCAGCUUCUGCAGAUUCAGACUUCCUCAACGCAGUAAGCUGCACAUUAAACCUGAAGCUCUGUGUUUCUCCUGAGGUUCAGCGUCAAAGUUUUCUGUGCUGCAUUUUAUUUUAUUUGACAUUUUAAAGCCUCUAGGUGCUUCUUGUUUCUCAGCUGCAGGUGAAGCUGCUGGCUGAUGAUGCCUAACGCCUCUAACUCGAGCGCUGCAGGAGCCGCGGAGGGGACGCAGUGCGUGGUCAACGACCAGAUGGGGCCCUUCACCGUCCUCUACAUCCUGCUCCUCAUCAUCAGUGUGCCUGGAAACCUGCUGUCUGUUUGGGUCUUCAUCCGCUGCCCCAGAGCCAGGCAGCAGCAGAGCAGCAGCGUGUACCUGGUCAACCUGCUGGCGGCCAACCUGCUGCUGCUGAUCGCUCUGCCCUUUAAGAUCCUGAAGGACCUGGGGGCGGCGCCAUGGAGCCUCAUGGUCUUCCACUGCCAGGCCAGCGCCGUCACCAUCUACAUCAGCCUCUACGCCUCCAUCGCCUUCCUUGCCUUCAUCAUCACCGACUGCUACCUGCAGGACUGUCACACGCUGCGCUCGCUGCGGCUGCAGGAGGUCGGCUUCGCUCGGCUGCUGUCUGUGGUCGUAUGGCUGCUGCUGCUGCUCAUCAUGGUGCCCAACAUGGCUCUGCCCAUACAGCAAGUCCAGGAGAGGCCGUACCUCAGCUGCUCCUCUCUGAAGAAGGACAUCAGCCUCCACUGGCACGCCCUGACCGUCUUCCUCUGCACGGCUUUGUUCCUCAACGCCUCCGUGGCUGUGCUCCUCUCCAGCGGCCUGGCUCUCAAAAGACUCCUGCACAGCCGCAGGGACACAAAGCUCUGGGUGGACGCCCGGCGGGCGGCGGGGACCCUGGCCUUAGUGGGGCUGGCCUUCAUCCUCAGCUUCGUUCCUUACCACGUGGUCCGCACGCCGUACACGCUGGCCCAGACAGAAGUGAUCACAGACUGCCGCACCAAGAGGCAGCUGUUUGUGGGGAAGGAGUCGACGCUGCUGCUGAGCAUGCUCCAUCUCUGCUUCGACCCGCUGCUCUUCUUCUACCUCCACACGCCGUUCAGACAGACGGCGCACACGAUGCUCCCCUGCAGCAGGAAGCAGACAGUCAGCGACGCAGAGGAGCCGGCGGCAGAGGAAAUGAUGGAGCCUGAAACAUGUGCGCAGCAGGAGGAUGCCGUCUGACCACAGAUGUACUGUUCUUAAAAGAUUUACAGAAACACCCCUAAGUGGGGUUGCCAUCUUCCGGGUGUAAAAAUAAAGGUCACCUCGCAGCCCCAUAGGGACACCAUUCAAUAGGGGGUCCUGGGGCCUUCUCUGGGACAUUUUGAGUAUCAGACACUUCAUUUUCUACAUUCUGAUGAAUUCUUAUGCAUCAGUUUGUGUUUUUUAUGCAUAAAUGUAAAGGCCUUGGCUACUCUCAGCAUGAAAAGCAAAUAAAGAGUACAUGAGAGUAAAUAGUUGCAUCAGUUAGAUAAAAAUAUCUACGGUGACCAACAAGGGCAAACACGCUUCAAGUCACAUAUACAGAAACGCACUGCAUACACAAAAACAAAUGCAAAAAAGAAAAAGCUGCAUUUCCACUCACACAAGCAAAGUGCUCCAGCCCUCUCGGGCUGAGGUGCGUUUCUCUAUAUGCAGCGUGUGUGUCUCAUCGGCCACCAUUACUAUCAGACUGUAGACUGUCAAAAUAUUAUGUGGUAUUUUUGAGAGACGUAAGACAGGGUAGGCUAUAUGCAGGAAUCCUGAAGUUAAACCUUUUUAGACCUAAGACACUCAUUCAUUUUAAUGUUGUUUAAAUGUAAUGUUAUAAUGUGUUGUAUGUGUUUUAAGAUUAAGGGUCUUGCAAUUGUUUUAUAAGAAAUGACUCUGUUUUACUUUGCAGAUUAAGUGGCUCCUUUUAGCUGUUCAGCCGGCUCAUUUUACCUGAGCACUGCACAUCUAAAUAAUGUAUAAUUAUAAAUAACUUUAACAUAGAAAUGUUAAGAACAGUCCCUAUUAACCACAGGAACACAAUUAAAAGGUAAUCUUUGUUUUAUUCUAGUUUCCCAAGCAAUUAACCAAAAAGUAGCCCAAUUUUGCUGAUGUCACCAUAACUCAGAAGUUGCAGGAGAUACUGAACGACAGGCGUGUUACCGUUGCCAUGGUUACGGAGACUCAGACUCCUGGUUUUUAAAAAGGUCAGUGAGUCCACCCAUUGAUAAAAGAAAAGAUGCUGUCUGUGAACAGAAAGACAAAUGGCCCACGUCCUGGAGAAACAGCCCUUGUCGGAGAUAUCCAACCGUGCACUAGCAGAGACUUGUUUUAAAAUUAGACUAAAUAUUUUUAUUCUCAAUAAUCAAAAUAAUCAAGUAAUGAAACAGGCAGAGACAAGGACUGCUGGAAAGAAAAGAGAACGUUAAUAGACGAGAAUCUCAAAAUCCUUAAAGUGUGUGAAAUUAUUACUUUAUUACAAUUUUUUUUUAAAGGCCUUAACAUAAAUUCUUAAAAUAGUGUAAUAGUGUAUUCAUAAAAACCCAGUCCAAAGGAAAGUAACCCGAAAGAAACAAAGCUGAGGCCACUUGCAGAGAAGCGGAUUACACUGAGGAGUACCGAGGGGUGCCACCACCACUCACCGUGGCUCAACACAGCGUCUCACAGCAGUCCUCACUGCAAACAUGGUGCAGCCUAUAUUGUGUCCCCGUGCAGUUACUCACAUACACAAAGUGAAGGGACCUCACCGCGGAUGCCUCGCCUCACCACAGGGGGGCACUCAGCCCCUGAAAGACAAGAACUUAAACACAGAAGGUUUGGAACAACUACUGAAGCGUAGCCCAGCUGGUUUAACAAAGUGCAAAACUACAACACAACUCAGGGGAAAUAUGUCAAAACAAACUACAGAAAGCAAAAGACCCCAGUUAUAACACAAACAAAAUAAAUCUCAAAAGUCACCACUAAAGGGCCAAAACAGCACAACUAAGGCAAUUCCAGUUUAACUCAGUUAACACAACGUGCAGACAAAAUAGGAUUAAACUAAAGCAAAACCAAAGCAGCAGUGGUAUGUGCAGAGGAACCUGGAAGGUGGAGACAAAAACGUACUUACCACCAUACGGGUCAUUAACCAAGUACAGUCAUCAGAGUCACCAGGGCAGGGGGACCGUCUUCACCACACGUUCAUCAAGACUUUCAAUAAAUGUUAACUAUCAGAUAUGGUAGGUAAGAAUGUGCAAAUGUGUCUUUUACACAUACCUGUGGGCACCACACACCAGCGGCCACAGCAGGGACGGAGCUCAGGGGGCAGAGGGGGGACAGGAGCCGCAGGUGCCUUAUAAAGCCUCGCCCUGAAUGAGACUAACACUCUCCAACACUCAAUCAGUUAAAACACACUUCUAAUGUUGUUUCAUGAAACAAAUAAAUAUCAGGCGGAGCUGAGCGUGUGAUUGUGUGUUUGGAGCAGCAGGUGGCAGCAGUGAUCACAUCAUGGUGACUUUAUAACCCGUCUAUUCCCUCAGUCGUCUUUUUACAACAAAAUAUCUAUAACAUUAAUGUUUAUUUAUAAACUUCAGAAAAAUAUGUGUAUUAGUUUGUCACAUGCAAUUAACUGUAAUAUAAAUAAUAUAACCACGAACACUUUGUAAAUGAAGUGUUUCAGCUGAUUAUACACUAAAGAAAACACACUGGUUAGAUUAUAUUCACUUUCUCACAAUA